GCUUCCCGUACAUAAUCUGCUGUUUUGUUGACACUUUUCUCUAUCAGCUGACUCCCCGCUGAGAGACGAUGAGCAGCUCCGCACAGGCUGACCUCCUCGGCUUAAUUUUCUCCGGCGAACAAUCGGCAGAUUUCAGGAAGCCUCUCUUUCAUGCUGAGGAGAGCAGCAGCUGAGAAUGGCCGCUGUUUGCUAACGAGUCACUGACCAUUAGCCAGCUAGCAGCUUUAGCUCCCAGCUAACAUCCACCUUCUGUAACCCGAUGUUUGGAGAAGUCAUGGAGGGCAUUUUAUACAAGUGGACUAAUUACAUGACAGGCUGGCAGCCGCGCUGGUUCGUCCUGGAAGACGGCGUAAUCUCGUAUUACGACAGCGAGGAUGACGUCGCGAAAGGCAGCAAGGGAUCCAUCAAGAUGUCCGUGUGUGACAUUAAAGUCCAUCCCACAGACUCGACUCGCCUGGAGCUGAUCAUUCCUGGUGAGCAGCAUUUCUACGUGCGAGCCGUUAACGCCGCAGAGAGGCAGAGGUGGCUGGUGGCGUUGGGAUCCUCCAAAGCUGGAACUUUGGAAAGCCAUAAACACAGAGGUUCAGACUGUCUGAAAACCAAAAUGUCUGAACUUCGUCUGUAUUGUGACCUCCUUGUCCAGCAAGUCCAGACGAUCCAAUCACAACACAAUGCAGACACAGAAGCCCCGCCCACUUCAGAGGCCUCGUUGCUCAGUGCCACCUGUGAGACGUUCAUCAGGACUUUGGAGGAGUGUAUGAGCCUAGCCAACCAGAAUUUGACCCCUGACCUCCGACCUCCUGAAAGGAUGAAGCGCUCCAUCAGCCACCCUGGUACAUACAGCUUUGACAGGUCAGGUGUACUAAAGGAGUAUGUGAGUGGAGGUCAGAGGUCAGCUCCACGCAGACAUCGGACGUCCUCCGAUAGCUCCGUCUACGAGACUGAACGUUUGCUGCCGGCUCUGAACGGCGACUCGUCCUCCAUCCCGGAGGAGAGGGGAGGCAGCGUGAGCCCGAAGACCACGCCCACAGACACAGACACCGACCUGUCCAUCUGAACACCGGACGCCCGACGGGAUGGACAGGAAGGAAAGGUCAUCUUGGUCUAGGAUUUUUAGGAUUGUUCCUCCUAGGUUUUCUCCACAGAACCAGCUGAGCACUUCAGAGUCAUUCAGUUUCUUUCUGUCAGUGGUUGAUUCACACUCUGGAGAGGUGGGACUCUUUUUGGGAGGUGGGGUGCUGCCGCUCCGUUCCAGAUGAAUGGUAGAAACCUGGGUCCUGUUUCAGUGCUGCCCCAGCUGGUCGCAUCAGGCAGCUCUAUGUGAACAUGAUGAACUGUGAAUUGGUGGUUUUUGGACAUGCUCUGCUUUAAAAAGACCCCAGAAUGUAAAUCUGUCUGUUGGGACGUUUUAGUGGCUCUGAUGGUGGCGUCUCUUUGGACGGUAGAACUUCAUCUCCAUCUGUGACGGCUCUGAUCUCAAGCUGUUCCUUAUAGAACAACCUCAUUGACUAAUUCAGACGGACGUUGCUCCACAGACCUCUGCCACUUGUCUGACUUCUUCAUCUUAUUGCUACGAUGAAGCCAAUCCUACAACUGAUUGAUGUUUCUUUAAGCUAACCUCAGUUUACAGUUAUUCACCCAAAUUCCAUUGGUAAUGAGCAGGUCCAGUCCUGAGGAGUUGGACGAGCCGCAGUCGGGUCAGAUGAAGGGAGCUGACUUGUUACUGACAGCUUCAAUGUGAACAUGUGGUAGAGUUUUGCUUUGGUAGUAUUUGUAUUUUGCAUUCACUGUAUUUUAGUGGUGGAUUCCAGUCCAGUCUCACUCCGAGGCCAUGAUGAAACUGAGAUUUGUUUUAUUUUUAAUGAAUGUCUGUUGGGAACAGAUUUGUUGAAGAAGUGGUAAAACUGGUGGGUGCUGGUUUACUGUAAGUCUGUCUUUAACUGUUCUGAUGUUAGAGUCUAGAUGUAAAACUUUAAAUGGGACGUUUUUACUGGAUCGCAAAAGCAGGAAGUAACUUUGUUUGUAGCUUUGUUCCAAACACAUGACUGUUUGUACCCAGCAGUGCAACUUUUUUUUUUGUACCCGACUUAAACUGAUGAUUUCAAGUCAUUUUCUACCGUCGACCUGCAGUCUGCUGUAAGGACAUGCAGGCCUGCAACUCCAAUAAAGAAUAUCUGCAGUUAUUCGGGUUUAAUCAGAUGUCACAAUCGGUUUUAUUUCUUAGGGAUCAACUGAAUCAAACAGGGAUGAGAACCAAGAUAAACUCAUGGAAACACUGAACUGCAGAUAAACCAAGAUGGAAAGUUCUGCAUAUAUGUGAUACGACUGAGACACCAGAGGUGACGUCACCAAACUGACAAAACACAAAGCAGGAGUUUAAUUGGUUUAAAGUGACUGCAGUGAUGAAGUAUGAAGCCUUCCAUAAUGAUUCUUAGUGGCAUUUUGAUGCUAGAUUUCAUUCAACCACUAGGUGGCACCAGAGUUGAAGUGUUUGAGUCUUGUCAGAACAAUGAGCAGCAAUAUCCUUGAAGCUUCAGCAGCACACGGCUGUCCACAUCUUCAUCAAAGCAGUUGGAAAAAUGAAAAUAACAGACUGUUGGGAGAAAACCCUUUGCUUUCCUAAAUGACAUAGUUACUCUUCUCUUUCACUUCAUGAGAGACGCUUAGAAUGUCCCAUCUUCUACUGAUUAACUACAGGAGAUGAGCCACAUCGCUCCUGUAAACUCUAAACUUCAGCAGAUGUAGAAAAUGUUCCAAACAUUUCGCCAUUACAGAUUAUAGUGAGGGAUUCUUCAUAAAUUACAUCAUCCUGUCUGUAUGUUCAUAAUGAUACCUAUAUGUAUCUUAUAAAAUGUUUUAGACGAUUUUAAAGUCACAGUCCAACCUUGAAAAAUGAACAUAAAUAACAGAAACUGAACGUAGAAGAUCUCUGAUGGGGUUGUGGUUUCAUCUUAAGUUGUACAACAACCAUUUUUUCUUCUUUUUGUUUUUAUACCUCCUCUAUCCUAACAGUGAUUGGCUCUCAGAUCUCCAUGGUCAGGAUUAGCCCAUUUAAACCCACCGGUCACAAUAGUGACCAAGAAAUUAAUUUCACUUUCAAGGACUCCAAAAAGCUUAGUGAUUAAAUUUUCAGUUUAUGUUCAGCAAAUAUUGAAAGUUUGGAGUGUUUACAUAAUACUGAUGCAGUAUCACAUGUUUAGAGUAAAUUAUCACAUGUAAUAGAGCUGUUUGUACAACACUGCCAAAAACCUCUCAAAGAAGAAGAUAGCAAUGUAUGUUUAAAUAAACAUACAACAAAGAUUUUUGGUGCACGUCAGUUUAAAGUGUCUAGUUAUGAUAUACACCUUUAAAUUUACAAAACUUGCUUUGGUGUGUGAGCAGGAUGUGUAAACAUGUUGACGGUCACAAUAGUGACCGGUGGGACAAUACAUUUAAAUACAUACCAUAUUCUUCCAAUUCCAAACUUCUUCCUUUUUAAGAUUCAUUUUGAGUUUGGUUCUUGAUCUGUUGGACUUAGUGAUGGACAGAAACGUAUGCAACAAUGUAGUUAUGAGAAAGAUGGAAUCCUUACUGAUUUUGGUAGUGGUGGCUUAGACAGGGAUAAUCCAUGCCCGAUUUUGAAUGCAUAUGAUCAGUUCAUGGGAAAAGAGGAUGAUCUCUCCCUUCACCAGACAUGUGGCUCUCUGUUACCACCUGCAAAGUUUAUGAUGAAGGGACAACCGUCUCAUUGACGUACCCUUUAAAACUAAAGAGGAUCCAAAUGAGGCUCCGACACAAGAUGAGAAACUGCUGGUCCACUAGAAAGACAACAAUAUUUUCACAGUAGAAACAAAGAUGAGAAAGAACUACACAGAGACUGAUGUCAAAUAGAUCAAAUAGAUCAUGAGAGGUGUAGAUCUUCAUGACCAGAACCCCUCAAGGUACAGAGUCAUGAUCAGGUGCAAGAAGUCUUGGUGGUCCAUCUCAAAAGCACAUUUGAAAAUAGGAUGACUGCAGCUUAGGAGGUUUUAGUUUAUCUUGUAACUGGUGGGUUUCCUGCUGGAAGCCCCACUUUGUGUCAGUCGUUGUGGCCUGACACAAGAGGACGAUUCACCAGCCAUGCCUGCCGGUGGUAGUCAGAGAACCUGGUGGUGCCAGGAUAUGACAGCCUCACUUCUGUCAAACUGCGCCAGGGAAGCUGUAGCUACAAUAUAGUAGCUUACUGCUAUUAGUGUGUGAAUGUGUGUGUGAGUGGGUGAAUGAUUAAAUGUGAUGAAAAGAACUUUCAGGUCAUUUGGACUUGAUAAAGAACUAUAUAAGUACAGGCCAUUUACCUUUAAGAUAUUUUAAAAAUGUGUCAUACGAGGGACGACCGAAUAUACUGACCUUCUCAUGGGUUGUGGCUUAUUAUGCAAAGGUUUGGCACAAAGUCAGUAGGUCAUGGAAAUAGAUCUCAAAUGGACACUUCUCUUCAAGAUGUGACCAAGACACUUACUGGUCAGUCAAUGCAAGAAUCGUUUCCAGUGUUGUUGCUUUUGCACCACAAAUGCCUGGGAGAAAGUCAAGGAUUUAUUGCACAUUGCUUCAAGAAAGAUCAUGGAAAGUAAAGAGGGGACCAAAUGGUCGAAGGAGCCAAACAACUGACCUCUGAUUCCAGGCCUUGGGGUCCAGUAUCCUGUAACUUUCAGGUGUGUCUCUUGUCCAACACACCUGAAUUAAGUGGAUGACCUCCUCAGUAUGCAGUCCAGUUCUCCAGAGUCCUGCUAAUCACCUGGUUCAGGUGUAUUGAAGCAGAGACGGAUGGAAAAGAUGCUUGACCCCGGGCCCUCAGUCUCUGGAGUUGAAGGCCCCUGGACUAAGUUUAUUACUGAAUGACAGUGAGACUGACAGAUGUUCAUGAUUUUUAAUACUAUAAAUGAAGGCCUCUACUAUAGAUGUUAUCUUUAUGAUCUAUGUUAACAUGAUAACAUAACACUACAACUGACUGAAGUUCAAUAUAAUUAUGCAUAAACACUCAAAUUGACCUUGGUUUAGAAUAUACAGAUAGUCAAAUUUGUACUUUACAGAGCAAAUGUUGCACUAAAGUAAUGUUGUGGAAGAUAUAUUCAAAUAAAGAAACAAUGUUCACCUUUUAUGAUCUUUUCUGUUUGGAAAAAGCACUUUCAGUUCAUCUUAGUAAGAACACCAUAUUAUCCCACCGGUCACAAUUGUGACCGAUCAUAAAACACACUUUUUUAUAUAUUUUUCCACAAUUUUAAAAAUUAUUUCCCCUUGAUUAGUUCAAAGGACUAUCAAUGCCAUCUGAUUUUAAUAUUUUCAUGUCUGGGAAAAUGUGGGUUUAAAUGUGUAAGUUCAGCUGGUUCUCAGAGGACUUUGCUCCCUGCAUAAAGCAGGCGCUACAAAGGGUUGGAAGUGUGAUCUGUUCUGAUGAUCCUCAGUGGAUCACAGGAGCCUAAACUAGUUCAAACGCUUGUUUUAUGCAGAAGCAGGUCAGUCCUGUUGGUCAUUGCUGCAUUGAUUUGGUGUGGAAUGUUUAAGCUGCAUCUUCAUGACUUAUUUUCUGUCGUGGCACUUAACAUGAAGUAAUAAAAACGUGUGGUGUUUUUUCUGUGAUUAUGAUUUUUGAUAUCGCCUGACUGACGGCUGUAACGUUACCGCUUGUUACCAACAUUUUACACUCCUGUAAAGAAAUCAUCUGGAAACGGAAAAAAAAAAAACACGACCAUCUGAUCUGAUAGUCCUGAAAACUCUCAAAUCUUAACUCAUGCCAAAAUGUGAAGCCGUUGUAUUUUUAUAUUUUCGUGGACAAACACUUAAAUAUCAGCCUUUUUUAAAAGUCAUAUACAGUACAUGCCUCCACGCAAAUUCACCACAGCUUGUAACUUUUCCACAGGCUAAAUGAAAGUAUUCACUAACCAUGUUUUACCUUCUCCAACAUGAAGUAUGUACAUGUGGUUGUUUUUCACUUUAAAGUGAUUCUGUCAGUGUUAAGGCUCUGAAAGUGGAUUAAAGUGACGACUUUACAAUGUGAUGGAUUAUUCUGAUUUUCAUAUAGGUGUCUGGAACUUCAUGAUGCUCUAUGUUACAGGAAGUUUCUAUAAAUUCAGUAUAAAAAUGUAUACGGAAUUUCUAUCUGAUCACAGAUUCAAGUCUGUGAUCAGAUCAGUUUAAACACCACAUCUUCAUUUUCUGCUGCUGACUAACAUUUUUUGUCACAGCAUGAUGAAGCAACAUUUCCAUAUUUUACUCAUAAGAGCUUCAGCUAAGUGAUGAUAAUACCCAUCAGGUUUCAUUAAUGAGAUUUAGCCAGAUCUUGUUUGAACAUGUGAAGAGUGUGUAUGAAAAUAAAAGAUGAAUAUUAGGAGAAAGUUCUAUUGUAUUAAAAGCAGAUUGCAAGAUGAGCCAGUCAUCCUGGAAUUACUAUUUUAAUUCUUAGGGAUUUUUUUAUUGCAAUGUUUAAUCCAUCUGUGUUUAUUUUGGAACCAAAGGAAAAUAUUCUAAUCACUUGUAGUUCUUACAUUUGUUGGGUAAAUAAUCAGUACAAUUCUCUUAUUGUGGAUUUUACUCAGCUCAGUUUCCACAAUGUCAGACUAAAGUUGAAGUAAACGGUUUUUGAUUUAUAUAUUUAUAAAGUAGAAAAAUGUAAUUCAUCUCCUGAAUUCCUUUUAUGUAUUUAUUACAGCCUGGUUAUGUUAGCCAAAUAUCAGGAGCUUCCUUAAGAGCUGCACAGAGCGACAUGUGGUUGUAUCACAUCUGACUUUUAUUGUCUGAAUAAAGUUUUUGAAGCUGA
This is a messenger RNA of Xiphophorus couchianus (Monterrey platyfish), 6769 nucleotides long. RefSeq names its product pleckstrin homology domain containing, family A (phosphoinositide binding specific) member 3 (gene plekha3). Bases 260 to 1057 code for a protein of 265 amino acids. The record is from RefSeq and is a predicted model, not a curated record. Gene Ontology annotation, biological process: receptor recycling; retrograde transport, endosome to Golgi; endosome organization. The transcript is spliced from 8 exons. Gene Ontology annotation, cellular component: early endosome; recycling endosome; trans-Golgi network. NCBI's taxonomy places the organism in Eukaryota, Metazoa, Chordata, Actinopteri, Cyprinodontiformes, Poeciliidae.